AUGUCUUACGAAGAGCGCGCCAACGCGCACCCCAACCUGAACGACGAGUCCGAUGUGGAGGAGGAAGCGCUCGUCAACGACUACCGUGAGCAGGUCAACUUCGACGAUGGUAUGAGUGAACUGGACCGCACGACGUCGCUGGGAGGUGGCUCUCAGACCCAGGAUCUCCAGGCUCAGCUCGCUGCUGCUGCCACCCCGCUGGAAUACCAGGCUACGCUGGAGACCAAGUUCGCAAGCUACGACAACUACUGCAGUCUGUUCCACUACAUCCUCAACUCGGAUGGCCCCGUGGAAUUGGAGGUUCCUUCUUACUACUGGGCCUGGGAUGUGAUCGACGAGUUCAUCUACCAGUUCGAGUCCUUCUGCCGCUACCGUAACCGCGUCGCCCGUAGCGGCUCCAACGAGGAGGAGGCCCAGCUUCUGCGCGAGAACCCGAACACCUGGGGCUGCUACUCCGUGCUCAACGUCCUCUACUCUCUCAUCCAACGAUCGCAGAUCAACGAGCAAUUGGCUGCUAUGAAGCGUGGUGAGGACCCGCUGGCUUACGCUGGAGAAUAUGGCUCGCGGCCCCUGUACAAGAUGCUGGGAUACUUCUCGAUCAUCGGUCUGCUGCGAGUUCACUGCUUGCUGGGAGACUUCAGCCUGGCUCUCAAGACCCUCGAUGACAUCGAGAUGAACAAGAAGGCCAUGUUCGCCCGUGUCAUGGCUGCCCACUUCACCACCUACUACUACGUGGGAUUCUCGUACAUGAUGAUGCGUCGGUACGGCGACGCCAUCCGCAUGUUCAGCCACAUCCUGGUCUACGUUUCCCGGACCAAGAACUUCCAGAAGGGUGGCAACAGCUACGAUGCCAUCGCCAAGAAGAACGACCAGAUGUACGCCCUCAUUGCCAUCUGCGUUGCUCUCCACCCCACCCGUCUCGACGACACCAUCCACUCCGCUCUGCGUGAGAAGUACGGCGAGCAGCUCAUCCGUCUCCAGCACGGUGGCCCCGACGCCCUUCCUCUGUUCGAGGAGCUCUUCCGCUCCGCUUGCCCCAAGUUCAUCAACCCCACUCCUCCCGACUUCGACAACCCGUCGGUCAACGUCGACCCCGUCGACCACCACACCGCCAUCUUCAUGGAUGAGGUCAAGAACACUAUCUUCAACCCCACGAUCCGUUCGUACUUGAAGCUCUACACGACCAUGGAUCUGAAGAAGCUGGCCGGCUUCCUGGAGGUCGAGCCCGAGAAGCUUCGCUCUUGGCUGUUAGUCAACAAGCAGCGUAGCCGUCAGGUUCGCUGGGUCGAGGGUGGUCUCCUGGAGGGUGAGCCCGUGAGUGCCAACGACCUGGACUACGCGCUCGAGAACGACCUGAUCCACGUUAGCGAGACCAAGGCCGGACGUCGCCUGGUUGACUGGUACCUGCGCAACCUCGCCCGUGUGUACUAA
Aspergillus affinis is the source of this 1431-nucleotide messenger RNA. Its product is annotated as putative eukaryotic translation initiation factor 3 subunit EifCl. The transcript is spliced from 2 exons. The record is from RefSeq and is a predicted model, not a curated record. Lineage: Eukaryota; Fungi; Ascomycota; Eurotiomycetes; Eurotiales; Aspergillaceae. Gene Ontology annotation, molecular function: translation initiation factor activity. The coding region runs from base 1 to 1431 and encodes 476 amino acids. Gene Ontology annotation, cellular component: cytoplasm; eukaryotic translation initiation factor 3 complex. Gene Ontology annotation, biological process: translational initiation.